AUGCUGCUCUAUGUGAGGACUUUAGUGAGUUACAUGAAUUCAAAAUAUAGAAGCAAUGCUGCAUUCCACUUUACUUUUCCUGUUUCCAACCCUCUUUAUAAAAGGUUCUCUAGCUACAAAGGAUCACAAAAUCUGACCCGUGUCUCAGAAUUCCUCCUGAUGGGCCUCUCAGAGGAUCCAGAGCUGCAGCCUGUCCUCUUUGGGUUGUUCCUGUCCAUGUACCUGGUCACCGUGCUGGGGAACCUGCUCAUCGUCCUGGCUGUCGGCUCUGACUCCCACCUGCACACCCCCAUGUACUUCUUCCUCUCCAACCUGUCCUUGGCUGACAUCGGGUUCUCCUCCACCACCGUCCCCAAGAUGAUCGUGGACAUCCAAUCGGGCAGCAGAGCCAUCUCCUACGCAGGCUGCCUGGCGCAGAUGUCCCUUUCAGUCCUUUUUGGAUGCAUGGACGGCAUGCUUCUGACGGCGAUGGCCUAUGACCGGUUCGUGGCCAUCUGUCACCCCCUGCACUACGCGGUCAUCAUGCACCCACGCCUCUGCGGCAUCUUCGUUUUGGUGUCGUUUUCUCUCAGCCUUUUGGACUCCCAGUUACACAAUUUGAUUAUAUUACAGUUUACUUACUUCAAGGGCGUGGACAUUCCUAACUUCUUCUGUGACCCAUCUCAGCUCUUAAACCUUGCCUGUUUAGACUCUGUCACCAAUAAUCUAAUCAUGUAUUUUGUUGGGGCCCCUUUUGGGUUUCUUCCUCUCUCUGGGAUCCUUUUCUCUUACUACAAAAUUCUCUCUUCCAUUCUGAGGAUCUCAUCACCAGGUGGGAAAUACAAAGCCUUUUCUACCUGUGGCUCUCACCUGUCGGUUGUUUGCUUAUUUUUUGGAACAGCCCUUGGAAGCUACCUGAGUUCAGCUGUCUCCCUGUCUCCCAGAGAGGGUGCAGUGGCUUCGAUGAUGUACACUGUGGUCACCCCCAUGCUGAACCCCUUCAUCUACAGCCUGAGGAACAGGGACAUUAAAAAUGCCCUGUGGGGGCGUCACAGCAGAAGAAUUUAA
This is a messenger RNA of Tupaia belangeri chinensis (Chinese tree shrew), 1047 nucleotides long. Its product is annotated as putative gustatory receptor clone PTE01. The coding region runs from base 1 to 1047 and encodes 348 amino acids. Gene Ontology annotation, molecular function: olfactory receptor activity; G protein-coupled receptor activity. The transcript has a single exon. The record is from RefSeq and is a predicted model, not a curated record. NCBI's taxonomy places the organism in Eukaryota, Metazoa, Chordata, Mammalia, Scandentia, Tupaiidae. Gene Ontology annotation, cellular component: membrane. Gene Ontology annotation, biological process: G protein-coupled receptor signaling pathway.